AUGUGGCUAUUUGAUUCUCAUGGUAAUAUUUAUGUAGCUGAUACUGGUAAUGGUCGAAUUCAACUAUGGAAUGCACAUGCAUUAUUUAUACACUCGUCAGAUAAUUUGUAUAUUUGUAAUGACAAUCAAGUGUUAAAAUGGACAACAACAGAGAAUAUUCUAACAAUAGUUAUCAAUAAGAACAACACAGAUCAGGAGGAAUUUAUUUGCUCAGGUUUAUUUAUCGAUACCAUUGGAAAUAUUUAUGUAUCUGAUACAUUAAAUUUUCGUAUCAUAAAAUUUUCAGCAAAAUCGGUUAAUAGGAUAACUGUAGCAGGUGGAAGUAAUUGGCGAACUGCAGGUAAGAAUUUAAAGUACCCCCUAGGUAUCUUUGUCGAUUGUUUUGAAAAUAUUUAUAUUGCUGAUCGUGACAGUAAUCGUAUACAAAAAUGGACAAAAGAGGCACAAAAUGACGGAACUGUAGCUGGUGGACAGGGACAAGGAUCAAGCAGCAGUCCGUUAAUAGACAUCAAUAAAGGAUAUUCGGUGCUAACGGCCAACAAGCGAAAACACCAGACAGAUGUGAGGAGGAAAGGAAAACGACGAUUUUCACCUAAUCGGAGGUCCUUUUGUGGAUAG
Didymodactylos carnosus is the source of this 618-nucleotide messenger RNA. NCBI's taxonomy places the organism in Eukaryota, Metazoa, Rotifera, Eurotatoria, Philodinida, Philodinidae. The record is from the annotation of a GenBank genome assembly.